AUGGGAGACAUCGAAAUAUUCGACUGGAAACUAACAUUCUACGACUUGCUGCACGGCCUCGGCCUUUUGCUUGCUACAUAUUGGACGGGAUGGAUUGUUUACACGCGGGUGUUCCACCCACUCGCACGAUUUCCAGGUCCAUUCUGGGCCUCUGUGUCACGAGCCUGGAUUGUGCGCUCCGUGAUUCGCGGCAAUCCCCACGAGACUCAAAGGUUGCUGCAUGCACGGUAUGGUACGAUAUUCUCUACCCAGUUCAAGCUUAGCGAUUUCUAUUUGGCUUUUCGCGCGCCAUAUACCCGAUAUCCAGACCAUCUUACAUCAACAGAUGACAAAGUCCAUGCUCAGCGGCGCCGCAUUGUGAACGGCGUGUAUACUAUGCAGAGCAUUCUUCAGUCAGAGCCCUACGUUAAUAAAUGCACAGAAGUUUUACUACAGCAACUUGAAGAUGUUGCAGACGCCAAAGCUUCCAUUGACCUGCUCGAGUGGACACGAAUGUACGCUUACGAUGUUAUUGGAGAGCUUUACUUCAGCAAAAUGUUCGGUUUAAUGAAAGCAAGAGGCGACCAUCUUGGGAUAAUGAAGUCCACUGAUACACUAAUUCCGGCCAUGGCCAUUUCAGCUGUCAUGCCAUCAUACCUCCGAUCUUUCUUCAUGCUUGUUGGGGUGUUGUUUGCCGAGACCCGCAAGGCCCUGUCUGCCUUGAAUGACCUAGCGACCGCAGCAGACUCUGCUGUUCAGAGUCAUGUUCAAGCAUCGGGUUCUGAUGACAGUGUGAUUCGACGUACUGAUAUUAUAUCUAAAGUAUAUAACAUUCAUCGAGAUCAAGGCGAGAAGCUUGAUUUCCAGAUCGAUGAUGUGAAGCUCGAGGCCUUUGGAGGAUAUUUUGCUGGGAGUGAUACAACAGCAAUUCACCUGUCCACGACUUUAUACUAUAUCUUGAAGAACCCGAGAGUCUACGCAGCCCUCAACAACGAGAUUUCUCAGGCCACACAGCGUGGCGAGUUGAGCUUUCCGCAUAUAUGGUACCACGAAGCGAGCAAACUGCGUUAUUUGAGCGCGUGUAUUAAAGAAGGCGCUCGCUUGCAUCCUAGUGUGGCACUUACAAUGCCUCGAAAAGUACCAUCAAAUGGUCGCAGUAUUUCGGGGCAGUGGAUUCCCGGCGGCGUCCGUGUGGGAAUUAACCCGACUGUCGUGCAUCUCGAUAAAACAGUCUUUGGAGAGGAUGCGGAGGAAUAUAACCCGGAUCGAUGGCUGAAGCCAGAUGCCGACAAGAUGAAUAAACACAUUCUUCAGGCAAGUUAA
This is a messenger RNA of Penicillium soppii, 1302 nucleotides long. Its product is annotated as Cytochrome P450 E-class group I. Gene Ontology annotation, molecular function: iron ion binding; oxidoreductase activity, acting on paired donors, with incorporation or reduction of molecular oxygen; monooxygenase activity. The record is from RefSeq and is a predicted model, not a curated record. The transcript is spliced from 5 exons. The coding region runs from base 1 to 1302 and encodes 433 amino acids. NCBI's taxonomy places the organism in Eukaryota, Fungi, Ascomycota, Eurotiomycetes, Eurotiales, Aspergillaceae.